CAAUGUAGGCCUCGCUCCUGUAGCCCAUCUUCUUGUCAUAGAAGAAGACAUAGAUCCCCGGCAUGUUGUCAACCACAGAACUGUUGUCAACCACAGAGCUGUGGAAGACAACAGGGAAGAAGAUCAAGACAGUCCUCUUGUGGUAGCCAAUAUGGGUCUGGAGCAAGUCAGUCUUCUAAUUGUGGUCAACGGGGAAGAAGAUCAAGACAGUCCUCUUGUGGUAGCCAAUAUGGGUCUGGAGCAAGUCAGUCUUCUAAUUGUGGUCAACGGGGAAGAAGAUCAAGACAGUCCUCUUGUGGUAGCCAAUAUGGGUCUGGAGCAAGUCAGUCUUCUAAUUGUGGUCAACGGGGAAGAAGAUCAAGACAGUCCUCUUGUGGUAGCCAAUAUGGGUCUGGAGCAAGUCAGUCUUCUAAUUGUGGUCAACAAGGGUCUGGCUCAGGUCAGUCCUCAGGCUCUGGACAACAUGGGUCUGGCUCAGGUCAGUCCUCAGGUUUUGGACAACAUGGGUCCAGUUCAGGUCAGACUUCUGGUUAUGGCCAACAUGGAUCUGGCUCAGGUCAAUCCUCAGGCUUUGGACAACAUGGGUCCAGUUCAGGUCAGUCGUCUGGCCAUGACCAACAAGGAUCUGGCUCAGGCCAGUCCUCAGGAUUUGGACAACACAAGUCUGGUUCAGGCCAGUCCUCAGGCUUCAAACAACAUGGGUCUAGCUCAGGUCAGUCAUCUGGCUUUGGAAAACAUGGGUCUGGCUCAAGUCAGUCCUCAGGUUUUGGACAACAUGGGUCCAAUUCAAGUCAGUCCUCUGGUUAUGGCCAACAUGGAUCUGGCUCAGGUCAGUCCUCUGGUUAUGGCCAACAUGGAUCUGGCUCAGGUCAGUCAUCUGGCCAUGGUCAAUAUGGAUCUGGCUCAGGUCAGUCCUCAGGCUCUAGACAACACGGGUCUAGCUCUGGUCAGUCAUCUGGUUUUGGACAACAUGGAUCUGGCUCAGGUCAGUCAUCUGGCCAUGGUCAAUAUGGAUCUGGCUCAGGUCAGUCAUCUGGCUUUGGACAACACGGGUCAAGCUCCGGUCAGUCAUCUGGCCAUGGUCAAUAUGGAUCUGGCUCAGGUCAGUCCUCAGGCUCUAGACAACACGGGUCUAGCUCUGGUCAGUCAUCUGGUUUUGGACAACAUGGAUCUGGCUCAGAUCAGUCAUCUGGCCAUGGUCAAUAUGGAUCUGGCUCAGGUCAGUCCUCAGGCUCUGGAAAACACAGGUCUAGCUCAGGUCAGUCCUCAGGCUCUGGAAAACACAGGUCUAGCUCAAGUCAGUCCUCAGGCUCUGGAAAACACAGGUCUAGCUCACGUCAGUCCUCAGGCUCUGGAAAACACAGGUCUAGCUCAGGUCAGUCAUCUGGCUUUGGACAACACGGGUCUAGCUCAGGUCAGUCAUCUGGCCAUGGUCAAUAUGGAUCUGGCUCAGGUCAGUCCUCAGGCUCUAGACAACACGGGUCUAGCUCAGGUCAGUCAUCUGGCCAUGGUCAAUAUGGAUCUAGCUCAGGUCAGUCCUCAGGCUCUAGACAACACGGGUCUAGCUCUGGUCAGUCAUCUGGUUUUGGACAACAUGGUUCUGGCUCAGGUCAGUCAUCUGGCCAUGGUCAAUAUGGAUCUGGCUCAGGUCAGUCCUCAGGCUCUAGACAACACGGGUCUAGCUCUGGUCAGUCAUCUGGUUUUGGACAACAUGGAUCUGGCUCAGGUCAGUCAUCUGGCUAUGGUCAAUAUGGAUCUGGCUCAGGUCAGUCAUCUGGCUUUGGACAACACGGGUCAAGCUCAGGUCAGUCAUCUGGCCAUGGUCAAUAUGGAUCUGGCUCAGGUCAGUCCUCAGGCUCUAGACAACACGGGUCUAGCUCUGGUCAGUCAUCUGGCUUUGGACAACAUGGAUCUGGCUCAGGUCAGUCCUCAGGCUCUAGACAACAUGGGUCUAGCUCUGGUCAGUCAUCUGGUUUUGGACAACAUGGAUCUGGCUCAGGUCAGUCAUCUGGCCAUGGUCAAUAUGGAUCUGGCUCAGGUCAGUCCUCAGGCUCUGGAAAACACAGGUCUAGCUCAAGUCAGUCCUCAGGCUCUGGAAAACACAGGUCUAGCUCAAGUCAGUCCUCAGGCUCUGGAAAACAUGGGUCUAGCUCAAGUCAGUCCUCAGGCUCUGGAAAACACAGGUCUAGCUCAGGUCAGUCAUCUGGCUUUGGACAACACGGGUCUAGCUCAGGUCAGUCAUCUGGCCAUGGUCAAUAUGGAUCUAGCUCAGGUCAGUCCUCAGGCUCUAGACAACACGGGUCUAGCUCAGGUCAGUCAUCUGGCCAUGGUCAAUAUGGAUCUAGCUCAGGUCAGUCCUCAGGCUCUAGACAACACGGGUCUAGCUCUGGUCAGUCAUCUGGUUUUGGACAACAUGGAUCUGGCUCAGGUCAGUCAUCUGGCCAUGGUCAAUAUGGAUCUGGCUCAGGUCAGUCCUCAGGCUCUAGACAACACGGGUCUAGCUCUGGUCAGUCAUCUGGUUUUGGACAACAUGGAUCUGGCUCAGGUCAGUCAUCUGGCCAUGGUCAAUAUGGAUCUGGCUCAGGUCAGUCCUCAGGCUCUAGACAACACGGGUCUAGCUCUGGUCAGUCAUCUGGUUUUGGACAACAUGGAUCUGGCUCAGGUCAGUCCUCAGGCUCUGGACAACACGGGUCUAGCUCUGGACAGUCAUCUGGUUUUGGAAAACAUGGGUCUAGCUCAAGUCAGUCCUCAGGCUCUGGAAAACACAGGUCUAGCUCAGGUCAGUCCUCAGGCUCUGGAAAACACAGGUCUAGCUCACGUCAGUCCUCAGGCUCUGGAAAACACAGGUCUAGCUCAGGUCAGUCAUCUGGCUUUGGACAACACGGGUCUAGCUCAGGUCAGUCAUCUGGCCAUGGUAAACAUGGAUCUGGAUCAGGUCAGUCCUCAGGCUCUAGACAACAUGGGUCUAGCUCUGGUCAGUCAUCUGGUUUUGGACAACAUGGAUCUGGCUCAGGUCAGUCAUCUGGCCAUGGUCAAUAUGGAUCUGGCUCAGGUCAGUCCUCAGGCUCUGGAAAACACAGGUCUAGCUCAAGUCAGUCCUCAGGCUCUGGAAAACACAGGUCUAGCUCAAGUCAGUCCUCAGGCUCUGGAAAACACAGGUCUAGCUCACGUCAGUCCUCAGGCUCUGGAAAACACAGGUCUAGCUCAGGUCAGUCAUCUGGCUUUGGACAACACGGGUCUAGCUCAGGUCAGUCAUCUGGCCAUGGUCAAUAUGGAUCUAGCUCAGGUCAGUCCUCAGGCUCUGGACAACACGGGUCUAGCUCUGGUCAGUCAUCUGGUUUUGGACAACAUGGAUCUGGCUCAGGUCAAUCAUCUGGCCAUGGUCAAUAUGGAUCUGGCUCAGGUCAGUCAUCUGGCUUUGGACAACACGGGUCAAGCUCAGGUCAGUCAUCUGGCCAUGGUCAAUAUGGAUCUGGCUCAGGUCAUUCCUCAGGAUCUAGACAACACGGGUCUAGCUCUGGUCAGUCAUCUGGUUUUGGACAACAUGGAUCUGGCUCAGGUCAGUCAUCAGGCCAUGGUCAAUAUGGAUCUGGCUCAGGUCAGUCCUCAGGCUCUGGAAAACACAGGUCUAGCUCAAGUCAGUCCUCAGUCUCUGGAAAACACUGGUCUAGCUCAAGUCAGUCCUCAGGCUCUGGAAAACACAGGUCUAGCUCACGUCAGUCCUCAGGCUCUGGAAAACACAGGUCUAGCUCAGGUCAGUCAUCUGGAUUUGGACAACACGGGUCUAGCUCAGGUCAGUCAUCUGGCCAUGGUCAAUAUGGAUCUAGCUCAGGUCAGUCCUCAGGCUCUAGACAACACGGGUCUAGCUCUGGUCAGUCAUCUGGCUUUGGACAACAUGGAUCUGGCUCAGGUCAGUCAUCUGGCCAUGGUCAAUAUGGAUCUGGCUCAGGUCAGUCCUCAGGCUCUAGACAACACGGGUCUAGCUCUGGUCAGUCAUCUGGUUUUGGACAACAUGGAUCUGGCUCAGGUCAGUCAUCUGGCAAUGGUCAAUAUGGAUCUGGCUCACGUCAGUCAUCUGGCUUUGGACAACACGGGUCUAGCUCAGGUCAGUCCUCAGGCUCUAGACAACACGGGUCUAGCUCUGGUCAGUCAUCUGGUUUUGGACAACAUGGAUCUGGCUCAGGUCAAUCCUCAGGCUCUAGACAACACGGGUCUAGCUCUGGACAGUCAUCUGGUUUUGGAAAACAUGGGUCUAGCUCAAGUCAGUCCUCAGGCUCUGGAAAACACAGGUCUAGCUCAGGUCAGUCCUCAGGCUCUGGAAAACACAGAUCUAGCUCACGUCAGUCCUCAGGCUCUGGAAAACACAGGUCUAGCUCAGGGCAGUCAUCUGGCUUUGGACAACACGGCUCUAGCUCAGGUCAGUCAUCUGGCCAUGGUCAACAUGGAUCUGGCUCAGGUCAGUCCUCAGGCUCUAGACAACAUGGGUCUAGCUCUGGUCAGUCAUCUGGUUUUGGACAACAUGGAUCUGGCUCAGGUCAGUCAUCUGGCAAUGGUCAAUAUGGAUCUGGCUCAGGUCAGUCCUCAGGCUCUGGAAAACACAGGUCUAACUCAAGUCAGUCCUCAGGCUCUGGAAAACACAGGUCUAGCUCACGUCAGUCCUCAGGCUCUGGAAAACACAGGUCUAGCUCACGUCAGUCCUCAGGCUCUGGAAAACACAGGUCUAGCUCAGGUCAGUCAUCUGGCUUUGGACAACACGGGUCUAGCUCAGGUCAGUCAUCUGGCCAUGGUCAAUAUGGAUCUAGCUCAGGUCAGUCCUCAGGCUCUAGACAACACGGGUCUAGCUCAGGUCAGUCAUCUGGCCAUGGUCAAAAUGGAUCUAGCUCAGGUCAGUCCUCAGGCUCUAGACAACAUGGGUCUAGCUCUGGUCAGUCAUCUGGUUUUGGACAACAUGGAUCUGGCUCAGGUCAGUCAUCUGGCCAUGGUAAAUAUGGAUCUGGCUCAGGUCAGUCCUCAGGCUCUAGACAACACGGGUCUAGCUCUGGUCAGUCAUCUGGUUUUGGACAACAUGGAUCUGGCUCAGGUCAGUCAUCUGGCCAUGGUCAAUAUGGAUCUGGCUCAGGUCAGUCCUCAGGCUCUAGACAACACGGGUCUAGCUCUGGUCAGUCAUCUGGUUUUGAACAACAUGGAUCUGGCUCAGGUCAGUCAUCUGGCCAUGGUCAAUAUGGAUCUGGCUCAGGUCAGUCAUCUGGCUUUGGACAACACGGGUCUAGCUCUGGACAGUCAUCUGGUUUUGGAAAACAUGGGUCUAGCUCAAGUCAGUCCUCAGGCUCUGGAAAACACAGGUCUAGCUCAGGUCAGUCCUCAGGCUCUGGAAAACACAGGUCUAGCUCACGUCAGUCCUCAGGCUCUGGAAAACACAGGUCUAGCUCACGUCAGUCCUCAGGCUCUGGAAAACACAGGUCUAGCUCACGUCAGUCAUCUGGCUUUGGACAACACGGGUCUAGCUCAGGUCAGUCAUCUGGCCAUGGUCAAUAUGGAUCUGGCUCAGGUCAGUCCUCAGGCUCUAGACAACACGGGUCUAGCUCUGGUCAGUCAUCUGGUUUUGGACAACAUGGGUCUGGCUCAGGUCAGUCCUCAGGCUCUGGAAAACACAGGUCUAGCUCAGGUCAGUCCUCAGGCUCUAGACAACACGGGUCUAGCUCAGGUCAGACAUCUGGCCAUGGUCAAUAUGGAUCUGGCUCAGGUCAGUCCUCAGGCUCUAGACAACAUGGGUCUAGUUCAGGUCAGUCAUCUGGUUUUGGAAAACAUGGUUCUGGCUCAAGUCAGUCCUCAGGUUUUGGACAACAUGGGUCUAGCUCUGGUCAGUCUUCUGGUUAUGGACAACAUGGUUCUGGUUCAUGUCAGUCGUCUGGUUAUGGCCAACAUGCAUCUGGCUCAGGUCAGUCCUCUGGUUAUGGCCAACAUGGAUCUGGCUCAGGUCAGUCCUCUGGUUAUGGCCAACAUGGAUCUUGCUCAGGUCAGUCAUCCAGCCAUGGUCAACACGGAUCUGGCUCAGGUCAGUCCUCAGGCUUUGGACAAAAGGGAUCUGGUUCAGGUCAGUCUUCUGGCUAUGGCCAAUAUGGGUCAGGUUCAACUCAGUCUUCUGGCUUUGACCAUCAACAAUCAGGUUUAGCACACUCCUCUAGCUCUGGAAAACGUAGAUCUGGUUCAGGUCAAUCUUCUGGCUUUGACCAGCAUGGGUCUAAAACAGGCCAAUCCAGCUCAGAAUACCAUAGUGGAAGAAGGGGAUCUAGUCACAGUGAGUCCAGUGGCAGUGAAA
Myotis myotis is the source of this 6319-nucleotide messenger RNA. RefSeq lists its product as uncharacterized. The transcript has 2 exons. The record is from RefSeq and is a predicted model, not a curated record. NCBI's taxonomy places the organism in Eukaryota, Metazoa, Chordata, Mammalia, Chiroptera, Vespertilionidae. Bases 152 to 6172 code for a protein of 2006 amino acids.